AUGGCAGGCAAUACACCCCUUGGAAAUGAAGUGCAAAAUUCUGUUUUAAAUGUGACUUACGAAUGUAUUCCUCCAUACCACAGUGCCCAGUUCAUUCUGAGACCAGUGGUUUACAGCAUUAUUUGUUUCCUGGGUUUGACUGGAAACAGCUUUUCUCUCUGGACCUUGCUCACCAAUAAGAAUACCACCAUCUUCCGUAACCCCUUCAUGAUAAGCCUGGCUGUCAUGGACCUGCAGUUUGCCUUCUGUUUGCUGUUCAAAGUUAUUUACGAUGCAAAAGGCAGCAACUGGAUCUUUGGGGAGGUUUUUUGCAAAAUCUUCCACUCUCUUUACAUCGCCAACAUUUUUGGCUGCCCGUUGAUCCUGACCUGCAUUUCCAUAGAGCGUUACGUUGCCUUAGCCCCACCAACCAGGACUCUCCAGCUGCAUAGACAAGCCUUCAGAAUCACUCUCUGCUGUUUCAUCUGGGUAGUGGUUUUAACAGCUUGUGUCAGUUUAACUUGUUCUGGAAAACUGACCAACCAGUUAGAUAAAGACAGAACCGCUUGUGGGGAGAGUUUCUCUCAAGUCGAAUGGAUUAAUCGCAUAGGGAUCAUGAGCAUUGUUGGUUCAUGCAUUGGUUUCUGUGUUCCUUUCCUAAUACUGGUUAUCUGCUACACUGUGAUCGCCAGGAAGCUGAGCAACCUGCUCGGCGAGAACCCAGCUACUCUCAACAUCAAAAAGAAAUCCAUGAGGACCAUUCUGAUAGUGAUCACUGUGCUGACAGUAUGUUUUCUUCCUUUUCACACUAUUAAUAUUAUCAAAAGCACACUGAAACUGCUGAAGUUAAAUAGCUCCUACAACUCUUUCUGUACAGCGUAUGCAAUAAUGGAAGCAGUAACAAGUUUCAACAGCUGCUUGAACCCUAUAGUCUAUUACUACCAGGCUGAGGGCUUCAAUUGGAUGAGUCGCUGCUGCCAUUCCCAGGGUGAACUUGAUGAAGCAGCUAACAUGGAACAGAGAGACAGCCACAAGCAUGCCACCAGAAUUGACAACAUCCCAGUUACAAAUGCCCCAUAA
Molecule: messenger RNA, 1059 nt
Organism: Polyodon spathula (Mississippi paddlefish)
Lineage: Eukaryota; Metazoa; Chordata; Actinopteri; Acipenseriformes; Polyodontidae
Product: cysteinyl leukotriene receptor 2-like
Exons: 1
Coding region: 1-1059 (352 amino acids)
Biological process (GO): G protein-coupled receptor signaling pathway
Cellular component (GO): plasma membrane
Molecular function (GO): G protein-coupled receptor activity
Source: RefSeq, a predicted model, not a curated record